UAAUUACUUUUCAGAAUUCUCCGGAAGCAUGGACAACAACACAGCACUCACCUUCACCAUGACCGUGUACGCCAUCAUGGACGACCACAGAACCGGCUUCUUUUUCCUUUUCCUCCUGUUGUACGUGGUCAUCGUUUUCCUAAACGGGCUGCUGAUUAGCCUCAUCCUGCAGAACAAACCGCUGCAGCAGCCCAUUAAUGUGUUUGUGACCAUGUUAUGUUUCAACGAAAUCUACGGCAGCAGCUCCAUGCUGCCGUCAGUCAUGAGCGUGCUGCUGACCCACAGACAUGAGAUCAGUGUCAAGUGGUGCACGGCUCAGGUGUUCUUGCUGCACACCUACGCCUCGGCGGAGUUUUGCAUAUUGGCUCUCAUGAGCUACGACCGCUUUGUCGCCAUCUGUUACCCGCUCCAUUAUAACACGAUCAUGUCCCAUCCCAAGAUGAUGAAGCUGGUGGUGUGCGGGAGUCUGUAUCCGUUCAUUGUAUUUGGCGCUUUUUUCUCUCUGACCGCACAGCUGCGCUUCUGUGGGAAAACCAUGCCGAAGGUGUACUGCGUCAACAUGGAACUGGUGAAAAACGCCUGUUCUAACGCGUCACACAUAAGUAUUGUGGGACUCGUGUUGAUUUUGUUUCUUGUUCUCCCUCAGGUUUUAAUGAUCACUUUCUCUUACGGUCACAUAGCGAGAGUGUGUAGGAAAUUACCCAAAAAAUCUCAAAGCAACGCUCUAAAAACAUGCAUACCACAUUUAUUAUCUUUGCUCAAUUACACCAUCGGGUCCAUGUUUGAAAUUAUCCACACCAGGUUGAGUAUAAGUCGCACUUCUAUGCAAGUACGCAAUUUUUUGUCGUUAUAUUUUGUCAUCAUCCCCUCGGUUGCUAACCCGGUGCUGUAUGGAAUGGGAUCUCAUAUUAUUCGGGUCCACAUCAUAAAGCUGUUGAUUAAACAUAGGAUGCUGCCGUCAAAGGUGGCGAAGAAAGUGAUAACAGCUUAGCCCUUUUCAGUCGCAUACUAAAAAAGGAAAGUAUUCGGGGGCCGUUUUAAUAUUUUUUUAGAUGUUGUUUUAAAGCGUGUGAAGGGCCGUGCCCCUCCUCACUACGGUGCAUGCUUAUGUUUUUUCCCUAAAGCCAUAACCACGGUGAACUCUCAUAGACACUGAUUUUAUGGUUUAGCACCUCUCUGUGUGCAAUUUUUCCUUUCCACCCAGUCUGAAUUCUUCUGUAUAUAUGUAUAUAGUAUAAUAUUUAAACAACACAUUCAGAACAUUCCUUCUCAGGACUGGACUGUGCACCUUACCUCCUUUUGCACUAUUUUUCGUUUUAUUUCCUUCCUAUGUUUUGCAUAUUUAUGGUUGCUUUUUAAUCAGAACCAGAAUCACAAUCAAAAUAGCUUUUAUUGCCAUCGUUUGAGAACGGGUUCAUGAACUAGGAUUUUUUUCUUAGUGCAAUCGUGCAACAUAAAAUAUAUAACACAGAAUAGGUAAGAAAAUGAGCUGUCCCUGAGGUAUCAGACCUUAUUAUUGUUCAUGUGCCUGCUGGCCGAGGGCUUCUCAUUGCACCUGUGUAUAUAAUGACAAUGAAAGGCAUUCUACUCCAUUAUAACACAAUUUUAAAUGUUUUCAAUUUCAAACUGUGCAUCCCUUUGAAAUAAAUGUUUCACAUAAGUAGAAUCUUUACAGUAAUUAUGUGUAUUUAGUCAUUUAGUAUACAUGUUUAGGUUAUCAUAUUCAACUUAUAAAGCAACUAUACAACUACUUGGACAUGAGGUAAAAAGUUGCAUAGCCAGGUGAAAUCCACACUAUUUUAAAAGACAUUUCCGACUGGAUACGCAACUUGAUUCCUCAUACCACAGAUACUUUGUGCUGCAAAGUUACAUGCAUUUUAAGAAAAAAAAACGUUGCUAUGACAAGUCUGAAAAAAUAGGUGCGGUAUAAAGCCCAAUGUGAUUGUUUU
Molecule: messenger RNA, 1949 nt
Organism: Nerophis ophidion (straightnose pipefish)
Lineage: Eukaryota; Metazoa; Chordata; Actinopteri; Syngnathiformes; Syngnathidae
Product: olfactory receptor 52D1-like
Exons: 1
Coding region: 29-991 (320 amino acids)
Biological process (GO): G protein-coupled receptor signaling pathway
Cellular component (GO): membrane
Molecular function (GO): G protein-coupled receptor activity; olfactory receptor activity
Source: RefSeq, a predicted model, not a curated record